AUGAAUAAUUUAAAGGAUUAAAAAAAAAUAUAAUUUUAAAAAGAGUUCCUAGGUUCGUAUGAACAAGCAGCCUAAUAUCUGAAAGAUAACCAUUAUAUUAGAAGUGGCUAUAGGGUGAAUUAUAAUUCAUACAAAAAAUCAUUAUAAAGUUGUUUUCAUUGUUAAAGUAACGAAUUUUCAAAUAUAUGGUCACAUGUUAUUGGUGUUAUAAUUGUUAUAAUUAUGAUUUUUUUUUUAUAUAACUAUCAUCAAAAAGAAGCUUAUGUUAAUCAUGUUUAAUAAUAAAUCUAAUUAUUACCUAAAAACUAUAAAAAUUUGGUAAAAGAACUAUAUAACAAAUUUUAUUAAGAAAAUAAGUAAUUAUAUUUUUUAAAAACAAUUAUAAUUUAAUUAAAUAAUAUAUUUAGUUUUUAUAUAUAAUAUUAACUGUAUUAAAACAUUUUAAAUAACGUUUAAGAACUGCAGAAUACACAUUUAUAAAUUUUAGAUUAAUUUUAAAUAUAUAAAUAAAAGUAAUAAAAUAAAUAAGAAAUAUAAACCAAAGUAAAUAUGCAAUAGUUUUAAAAAUUAAUUAUUAUAAUAAUAAUUUCUUUUUUUUAUUAAAAAAAAAAGGAAAAUAUAAUUAAAUUAAAAAAAUAAAAUUAAUAAGUUUCUGUGUUUCCAAUUUUAUUAUUCUUAAUUUCCUCAAUGAUAUGUUUAAGUGGUAGUAUUUUAUUCCACACGUUUAAUUGCAUAAGCAAAAAACAUUGUGAUUUUUUAUUAAGAAUAGAUUAUGGAGGAAUAUGUAUAAUAAUAGGAGGAGGGUCAUAUCCUUGUAUAUAUUACGGGUUUUUUUGUGAAUAAAAUUUAAUGCAUUUUUAUAGCUAUUUUAAUUUAAUUUUGUGUUUUAGUGUAUUUAUUGUCUCUUUGUUUGAUUUUUUACAUUAAGAAAAAUACAGAAAUUUCAAAGGUUUAUUAUAUGGAUCUUUAGGAACAGUAACAUCUGUUCCUCUUAUUCAUUUAAUUAUAAAAUCGAUAUAUGCAAAUAAUUAGAUUAAUGAUUAUCUAUUUUUAGAAAAAAGUGUGCCUUAUUAUUUUGGUACGGCUAUAUUUCUUAUUAUUGGGCUUUGUACUUAUUUAGCUAGAUGUCCUGAAAGAUUCAAACCUGGAAAAUUUGAUUAAGUGUGUAAUUCUCAUAAUUUAUGGCAUAUUUGUGUUAUUAUUGGAGUUGUUUUUUGUUAUUUCGCUGGAAUAGAAAAUUAUUUUUAAAGAGUAUAAACUUAAUGUUUUAUAUGA
Messenger RNA from Ichthyophthirius multifiliis, 1275 nucleotides. RefSeq lists its product as hypothetical. NCBI's taxonomy places the organism in Eukaryota, Ciliophora, Oligohymenophorea, Hymenostomatida. Gene Ontology annotation, molecular function: signaling receptor activity. The transcript has 3 exons. Gene Ontology annotation, cellular component: membrane. The record is from RefSeq and is a predicted model, not a curated record.